AUGAAAGAAGUUCAAAAUAGUUAUGCUACAAAACUUGGGGGUGAUCCAUCUGUAUCGGAUAUGAAUGAAUGGGCCAAAACUGUACCAUCAAAUUCUGUCAUAACUAAAUUUAGCAUAAGAGAAAUAUUUGAUUUAUUAACCAAACAUCGUUUCCCUAACGAUUCACAAAUACAGAACAAAUCAAAGUUAAUUGAAAAAUUACUAAAGAAAUAUAUUCAACAACCAUUGUACUGUUAUAAUAAUUGUACAAGUACAUUACAUGGUACAUGUGAAUCGUCAGGCUAUUUUCAAUUUGGUAUAUGUAAGUGUAAAAACAGUUGGACAGGUAUUGAUUGUUCAAUCUAUAAUUCGUCUACAAAACCUGUAGUAGUUUACGGAAGUGUUCUGAGUGGUACGCUAUGUGGGUUUGAUAGAUCUUAUAUACGUAAAAACUGUGAUGGCUACCGACCGUGGAAUGGAUGUCCUCAGGGUUGGAUUUCACGAUUAUGGGUUGGUGCUGAUUUUACUGUUUGCUAUAAAGCUGUUACAUCAAAAAAUAGUUCAAGCAUUGCUGGAACUUUAUGUGGUCUUUAUAAUUUUGGAGGUAAAGAAUUUGUCGAUAUUUUAUGUAAUUAUACGUCAGAUGCUAAAUGUCCUGAUUACUCUAGAUCAGGCUAUUCGCCAGUAUACUCUUUGUCGUAUGUUAAUGGAUUUUUACAAUCAUCAAAUGGCUUCUGUAUGAAAUCGAUUUCAAGUUACCCAGAUUUACCAGGCACAUUAUGUGGCAUACAAUGGGCACAAACAACUGAUGGGCCUGCAUGUGAUGGUUAUAAUCCUGGACUCUCUCAUUGUCCAUCUGGAUAUGCAGUUCAAUCAUGGAUGUUAGAGCCAGCUAAACAUUUUCAUUUGUGUGCAAAACUAUAA
Molecule: messenger RNA, 903 nt
Organism: Rotaria sordida
Lineage: Eukaryota; Metazoa; Rotifera; Eurotatoria; Philodinida; Philodinidae
Source: the annotation of a GenBank genome assembly